UGGGCACGCAUCCUAGCGCAUGUCAGUCGCGUUCCGGCUUUCCUAAUCAAGCUGUCAUAGGAAACAGCUUCCCGUUCGUGUCCUCAGACACCUCGUUCUGUGCGAGUUCCAUCCGCUUCUUAUUACCAUACCGUAUUGGACACCCGUUCUCGCUUCUGCUGUCCCCACCCACGCAUUGUUGCGGCACCGAUCCAUACCGGGCUUUCUUCUUAACAUUCCCCUUUGGUUCCGCGAAUAGUUACGCGCAAUGCCGCGCCAAAGGAAACGGCCCCGGGAGGUCGUCGACUUGACCCAGGAGAGUGGGGAGACCCAUCAAGGCGCACGCCCCGCCAAAUCCCCCCGCCUCCCUUCGUCGUCGUCGUUUAGCUCGCAGGUUUCCGUACCAGGAUCCAGCCAGUCGUCUUCCAUUGCCUACUCGCAUGCGCCCUCCAGUUCCGCUCCGGCACUCCCCUCCUAUCACGAUGCGAGCGAACGCUUGUCAUGGCAAACCCCAGCCAAUGACGACGACGAACCGUCCACGCAGAGUCUCACCCAAAACGAUGACGGUCCGCAACUGGAGUUGUAUGGCUCGUUCGACGGCAAGAUUGUCGGUGUAAGGUACUACACCGGCAUGGCCACCGCUGGCGAGGUGGUUGUCUGUCGGAGGGAGCCGGCAAAUCCUUAUGAUUCCAAUGCCAUUCGAGUAGAUAACGUACUCGGAAACCAGAUUGGGCAUAUCCCGAGGGCAGUGGCUGAGAAGCUUGCGCCGUAUCUGGACCGCGGCGAGAUUGCGGUUGAAGCUAUGCUUACCGGCGAGAAAGGCUUCUAUGACUGCCCAAUCCGCCUGUUCAUCUACGGGACCGGCAACCCCCUUGGCCGGGCGAAUUUGGAAGAGCGGCUGAAGAGAGACAAGCUCGUCAAGGCCACGCAACUCAAGCAGACCCGCAAGGAGAACGAGCAGCAGCGGAAGGCCAUGGGCUUGAAGAGUGGCCGGGGAACUGCCGGAUUUGAAGGAGAAGAUGUGUCUCUGGAGCAACUAGCUCAAACCAGCCAGGCUGUGAACUUCCGUGCCGGAGGCGACAUGGUCCAAACCCUGGCAAUGGAUGAAGACCAACUCUCCAAGAUGCCCGAGGCGAAACAACCCGAGACGCUGCGGGCCAAGCUGUUGCCCUAUCAGCUUCAAGGCCUUGCUUGGCUCACGGCCAAGGAGGACCCAUCUUUCCCAGAGCCGGGUUCCGCAGACUCUGUGCAGCUCUGGAAGCGCGAUGCUAGAGGCCGAUACGUCAAUAUCGCCACGAACUUCACUGUUGCGUCGCCUCCACGCCUCCUUUCGGGCGGAAUCCUGGCCGAUGACAUGGGCCUGGGCAAGACUCUGCAGGUGAUCAGUCUGAUCAUGACGGGCGGGCGAGGGAGCACGCUCAUUGUUGCCCCCGUGGGCGUCAUGAGCAACUGGGAGCAGCAGAUCAAGCGCCAUGUGCUCGACGAACACAUGCCCAGCAUCCUCACCUACCACGGAGCCGCGCGACAGACGGCCACCAAGUCGCCGAGGGACUUUGGCGUUGUCAUCACCAGCUACGGCACUCUAACCAGCGAAGCGGCCACUGACGGCCCCCUGUUCAAGGUCGACUGGCGCCGCGUGGUUCUUGAUGAAGGACACCAGAUUCGCAACGCCCGGACGAAGGCAGCCGAGGCGGCCUGUAUGCUGCAGGCGCAGUCGAGAUGGGUUUUGACAGGGACUCCAAUCGUCAACAACAUCCGGGACCUCCACUCACUCCUCAAGUUCCUCCGUAUCACCGGUGGCAUUGAGCAGUCUGAUGUGUUCAACACGGUCAUUGCGAGACCGCUGGCAGUUGGUGAGGCGCGCGCCGAAGCCCUGUUGCAGUCCCUCAUGAAAGACCUCUGUCUCCGUCGUAGAAAGGACAUGAAAUUCGUCGACCUCAAGCUCCCCCCGAAGACCGAAUACAUCCACCGCAUCACAUUUUGGCCCGAUGAGAAGAAGAAAUACGAGGCUUUGCUUUCCGAAGCCAAAGGGGCUCUAGAAGAAUUCCAGAGCAAAUCCUCGUCCGGCCAGCAGGGCAGGUUUCAAGGUGUCCUCGAGAGGCUUCUCCGCCUCCGCCAGACGUGCAACCACUGGACUUUAUGCAAAGAGCGGAUCACCGACCUGAUGAAGCUUCUUGAGGAGCAGGGCGUUGUCCAGCUCAAUGACAAGAAUCGAGCCCUCCUGCAACAGGCCCUCCAGCUCGUCAUAGAGAGCCAAGAGGAAUGUCCCAUCUGCAUUGAUACCCUGAAAGAUGCGGUCAUUACCCAUUGCAAGCACGUCUUCUGCCGCGCCUGUAUUUCUAAGGUGAUUGAGAUACAGCACAAGUGCCCUAUGUGCCGCGCGGGACUGUCGGAAGACAAGCUUGUUGAGCCAGCACCUGAACGCUCGGCCGCGGAAGACGGGGAUGGCCUUGAUCCGGAGACGAAGAGCUCCAAGACAGAAGCGCUACUCAAGAUCCUCCAGGCUACGCUGAAGAACGAAGGCUCUAAAGUGAUCUGCUUUUCACAGUGGACCUCCUUCCUCACCGUUAUCCAACGCCAACUGGAUGAAGCAGGGUAUAUCUACACGCGCAUUGACGGCAGCAUGAACGCGAAGCAGCGCGAUGCCGCGAUCCACGCUCUCGACCAUGACCCGGCCACCCGCAUCAUGCUGGCCAGUCUGAGCGUGUGUAGCGUCGGCCUGAACCUUGCCGCCGCCGACACGGUGAUCCUCGCCGACAGCUGGUGGGCGCCGGCCAUCGAAGACCAGGCUGUCGAUCGCGUCCACCGUCUGGGCCAGACCCGCCCCACGACGGUGUGGCGGCUGGUCAUGGAGGGCACCGUCGAGGAACGAGUGCUCGACAUCCAGGCCGAGAAAAGAGAGCUGGUCACCAAGGCUUUCCAGGAGAAGCAGGGGCAGAAAAAGAAACAGGUGAAGGAAAGUCGGAUGGCCGACGUUUUGAAGUUGCUUGCUUGAUCAUCAUGGAAUCCAACGGAAGCUUGACGGGCACGGGGUUGGAAGGUAAUGCUUGGGUUUAAAAAGAGUAUACAGUUGCUGGAGUUUGGCUUCUUCUACACCUGAGACAUGGGUCGCUUUCUGUGUUGGACCGAUCACUUUGCCAUCGCAACGAUAAGGCGUUCGAUCUCU
This is a messenger RNA of Thermothielavioides terrestris NRRL 8126, 3145 nucleotides long. Its product is annotated as RAD5-like protein. The record is from RefSeq and is a predicted model, not a curated record. NCBI's taxonomy places the organism in Eukaryota, Fungi, Ascomycota, Sordariomycetes, Sordariales, Chaetomiaceae. Bases 248 to 2974 code for a protein of 908 amino acids. Gene Ontology annotation, molecular function: zinc ion binding; ATP binding; ATP-dependent chromatin remodeler activity. The transcript is spliced from 7 exons.